Messenger RNA from Chelmon rostratus (copperband butterflyfish), 5259 nucleotides. RefSeq names its product pleckstrin homology domain-containing family G member 3. Gene Ontology annotation, molecular function: guanyl-nucleotide exchange factor activity. The record is from RefSeq and is a predicted model, not a curated record. Bases 162 to 4418 code for a protein of 1418 amino acids. Lineage: Eukaryota; Metazoa; Chordata; Actinopteri; Chaetodontiformes; Chaetodontidae. The transcript has 19 exons.
UGACCUGUGCGGGGAUGUGUGUGUCUGCGCAGCUUUUAACAUGUGAAAGGAGAAACUAACUAACGGAGUAUCAUCGAGAAACGGCACAGGAACGUCUCACUGAGCACAGUAGUCGCUGGAAGGGAAGAAGUUGGCGAAUUCGCUCCAGAGGCCUGAGUGCCAUGCCAGAGGGGUCCCAUUCUGCUCUCCACCAGGGCCCAAUGGGGGAAGAAUCUCCUCAGUUGUCCUCACCCCUCUCCACCUGUGAACAUGACCAGGCAAACGUUGACUUGGGCCCAGACUGUGACAGCCGCCUAUGUGUGGAGCCACUGGAAGGAGAGGGUGAACGUCCAGUGAGCUUGGUGUCCACCCUGUCCUCUGGUUCAUCCCAUGAUAGUCGCAGCUUUUUUGGGAGCACCGUAGUCCUUCCUUCCUCCACCACCCCACCCAUACCGAGCGAGGAGGACAUUGACUUGGAGCUGAGCCCAGCCGAAGGCACCGGAGAGCGGGCAGGCGACCCGAGUCCCACCCUCACACGCUCUCGGGUGGAGCCCAGGGUGAUCAGCAACCAGUGGAACAACAACAACGCCACCUCCAACAGGAAGGCAAGUGGCGAAGUCCCUCACAUCCCUGCCUCGCCUGUCAUCACGGACACCAUGGCGCCCAACCCAAAGCUGACCUAUGUGGACCGUGUUGUCAUGGAAAUCAUUGAGACAGAACGCAUGUACGUCAAGGACCUGCGCAGCAUUGUGGAGGAUUACUUGGCUCACAUUAUCGACAUGAGUAACCUUCCCAUACGGCCAGAGCAAGUGUGUGCCCUGUUUGGGAACAUAGAGGACAUCUAUGAGUUCAACAGUGAACUGCUGCAGUCCCUGGACAUGUGUGAGAACGACCCUGUUGCCAUCGCUCGAUGCUUUGUAGAUAAGAGUGAAUACUUUGAAAUAUACACUCAGUAUUGCACCAACUAUCCAAACUCAGUGGCGGCACUCACCGACUGUAUGAGGAGUAAAACUUUGGCCAAGUUCUUCAGGGAUCGGCAGGCUGCUCUGAAGCGCUCUCUCCCCUUGGGCUCCUAUCUGCUCAAACCGGUCCAGAGGAUCCUGAAGUAUCACCUGCUGCUUCAGGAAAUUGCAAAGCACUUUGACCCAGAGGAGGAGGGCUAUGAGAUCAUUCAGGAGGCCAUAGACACCAUGACCGGAGUGGCCUGGUACAUCAACGAUAUGAAGAGGAAACACGAACACGCUGUCAGAGUGCAGGAGAUACAGUCUCUUCUGAUCAACUGGAAAGGUCCUGACCUGACUACCUAUGGAGAGCUAGUGCUGGAGGGCACCUUUCAUGUCCUGCGGGCAAAGAACACCCGUACACUCUUCCUCUUCGAAAAGAUGCUCCUCAUUACCAAGAAAAGAGGGGAACACUAUGUCUACAAGAUCCACAUCUCAUGCUCCACCCUAAUGCUACUUGACAGCGCCAAGGAUCCGCUGCUCUUCAGUGUCAUCCAUUUCAAGCAUCCCAAGCAACCCCACACAGUGCAGGCCAAGUCGGUAGAAGAGAAGCGUCUCUGGGCCCAUCAAAUUAAGAGGCUCAUUCUUGAGAACCACAACACUAUCGUCCCUCAGAAGGCGAAAGGAGCCAUCCUGGACAAUUCUAACUAUCCAGGGAAGUACCACUAUAGUCCUGAGAGGCUGAAGAAAGCAGAGUCCUACCAAGGUGAUGACUUCCAUCUUCGAGGGCGAAAUGAGAGAAGAAGAUCAGAGCCUGCAAAACAAAUCAUAAGGGCCACAAAAGCUGUUUUGAAGCAUGCAGACAGUGAGGGUGCACUGCUGGGGGAGAGGUGCUCCCUUCAGCCAGCCACUAGUGUCAGUACGCUGACCUCCAGUCUAGGCGAGCCCCAGGCUGAGAGGCCAUGUGUGGAGGAUCUAAUUCCCAGAGGGGACUCUCUGGAGCAGCUAAGUCCUACUGACAGUGACCCGAAACUGGGCUCUUCACCCAGUGAGGGGGGGCUGGAGCUGGAGGAGGCAAAGGAGGAGGAUGAGGAGAUGGGGGAGAGUUACAAGGAAGAUAUACUGAUGGGAGACGACCAGGUAGCCGACUUUGCCAGCUCAGUGCUGGCAGCCAUCUCCUGCUGGCACUAUAAAGCCAGGGCUUUGCUUUCUACUCACUUCACAACGGAUGAUCAGAACAGAGAUCCGGCUGAACUGAAGACGACACAGAGAGAGGAGGAAGAAACUUGCAGACAGGAGGAAAAACAUGUGGAUGUGGCUGUGAAAGAAACUCUCACCACACAGGUCAAUAUGGAGCAGCUGUGCCCUCUAGACUGUGUCCCUCAAGCAAUGAAGAAGAGCGAUCAGCUGGAGGUGCAUGACUCCCGCCGGCCUGAGUCUCCUGUCUCCCCUUUGCAACAUGAAGAAGACGCAGCAGAACCUCAGGAUACCUCAAGAGAAACCGGAGAGGAAGAAGAAGGCCACAGUGAUUCCUCUGGUCUCCAAGUGGAGGAGACGAGUGUACUGACGAAUGGGGAGCUCUCGGAGGAGGAAGAGGAGGUGCUAUCAGACAACAAAAGCAUCCUACCGUCCUCUGUAUUGGACCAGGCAAGUGCGAUAGCUGAGCACUUCAUCAGCAGCUUGUCCAGAAGGAGCAGUCUGGUUUCGGAGGACUUGGGCUCCCUCACCUGCCCCUCACCCUUAAUAGAUAAUGAGGCCUUCAAAAGCCCCGCAGCUUGUUUGGAUGUAGAAAAACAGACCCAAAUGUUGUGCAGCUCUUCCCCAGAGCAACAGGUGACCUCAGUGAACCUGUCAACGCCUGCUCAUGACCCUGCACUGAACGCCCUCAUUGAAGGGGAACGCAGGUCCACUCUCUCUAAACAGGAUCGCCUCCUCAUCCACAAGAUCAGAAGAUACUACGAGCACGCUGAGCACCAAGAUGCAAACUUUAGCAUCAAGCGCAGGGAAAGUCUGUCCUACAUCCCAGCAGGUCUGGUCCGCCACCUGAGCCGACAGCUCAACAAUGGCCCUCAGGAGCAGGCCAUCCCAGUCCACAGAAAAGGCCUCUCUCGGAACCGCCCCACUUCCUGGUCUGUGUUUGACCUUCCUGGCUUAGAAAACAGUCGAAACACAGACACUCCUCAAAAAACAGAACCACAGAGACCAGUGGAAGCCAAGGCUAGAUCCCAGAGCGUCACGGACGCCUCUACCACAGAAGAAGAGUUCAGACCAUCAGCAGACAUGCUCAAGGUUUGGCAAGACAUGGAAAUGGAGGAGGAGAGCCAGGAAGUCCAGCAGACUGCAGAGAAGAACCUUACUGACUCAGGACUAGAAGCAACACAGGAAAUAAGCAAAGACGUUUCAGAUGUUAAAAUCAGUAAGCGACCGCUUUGGAUUUUAGAAGAGUCUGAAACAAGCACUGCCUCAGAUGGGUCCUCCAUGUCAUCACCCACCACAGACUUUCCAGCAGAGGAGGGAGGGUCCUAUCAGGACUGUAAGUCAUGUAAGACCCCCACGUCUCAAGAGAAGAGACAUAUCAACCAUGGCCACCUACCCAAGAUCAUCAACUUCCGAACAAGUAUAGACGAGGACCAGAUCCUACAGGACAUGGGAAAGAUGAAAAACAAGGUGUUCCAGCUGGCACGACAGUACAGCCAGCGCAUCAAAAAUAACAGGCCAAUGGUCUGGCAGAGGAACCGGGAAACAGCGAGUCAACAGGGCUUCAGGAAUACGCCUGUUGUGCAGGAGGAGAGGAUGCAACUGAGGAAAAAGGGUAAACCCAACCUGAGAUUGCCCUUGAACACUUGUGAUCAGGCGGUCAUCCAAGAAGAGUGUCCUCCAAGCCCGGUCAAGACGCCCAGUACCGGAGCCAGCUCCCAGAGCACACUUACUUGCCCACAAAGCCCCCAGUCAGACGCCUUCCACUGGCCUGACGUGCAGGAGCUGCGCACCAAAUACGCCAAGACCCCCCAUUCUUCAAAAGUAACCCGUAGCUGCACAGUCCCAAACGGGAUGCUGGAGUGCUGUAUGAACAGGUGUAAUGGCUGCUCACACAAGUACAAUAGCUCCUCUGACCUUCACAGAGCUCUGACAGACUGCUCUAGGACACAAUCUGAAACAGUAUACAAGGAGCAAUGUCCUGUAGAGGUGGACUGGCACCAGCCCCAGCCCCGGCUUCAGCCCCUGCUGUGCAGGUGGAGCUCCUUGGACCACAUGCUUGGGUCACUUCCCCUCCAUGAAGUACAGAACCUUCAGGAACCUGUGAGGACCUGCAACACAGCCAGUCAGACGUCUCUGAUCACAAAAGACACUGGGAAACAACGAGACGAGGACAAAGUUCUCCAGGAGGGCUCAGACUGUCCCACAAAGUCUGCUGUCCUGAGUUCAGGGAAGAUGACAGAAAGUAAUUUAGUGAAAAGCUUACGGGAGAAGUUCCAGAGCUUAAGCACAAGCUCAUGAAUUAUGUACAUUUUUAUUAUCAGGGACUAUCACAUGAAAACCUGAUGCUUCCCAACGUCCCUUUUUCCUGUUUUCCCCUCAAAAGAAUGCAAGUCGUUGUCUGCGCAUUGUUUCCAGUAUGGGUGAUGAUGUCAGCACCAGUGAAACACAAAAGGGAGAUAUCGGUUAUUGAUGAGAGCCACGAGGGGAAAGCAUAUUGCCUUUAAAAAGGUGUCUUGCAAUAUUUGGGUAUUUGUCUGCACUGUACAAUUCACGUUUAUGUAGAAAUAAGUCUGUAUCAAUUGAAGAUUAGGUUCUAUGUGAUUAUUAUAUGCAUCUCUUCCCUCCGACUGUUGGUGUAUCUUGCCAUAAUCACUAUGUUGCCAUUUAACCAUGUAAACUCUCAGCUGGAGUUUCAGGGGAAAGCAAAAAGGAGAUGAUUGCUCGUUGAUGAGAGAGAAGUCUCUGAGCGUACACCAAAGAGGGUUUCCUUUUAACAUUUGUUGACUUUUAAUGCAUGUGGUCACAGCAGUAAUUUGCUUCCACGUCCACUGUAGCUGCUUCCUAAACUGUUUUCACAUACUGUAUCACUGGAGCUUUAUUUUUCUCAAUACGUUGUAUAUUUUCUUUAAUAUUAUUUAUGAAACUGUAUAUUUGGGAGAGAUUGGCCUCAUGUAAAUACUGACCAGUAGCAACGCUUUUUACUUUUCCAUUCCAGAAAAUAUAUUGUUUCAUACUUGAAGUUUCCCAUAUUUUCAAUAAAAACAGAAAUAAGUGUCUACAUCUCUUUCCCCUCCCUGUCAUGCAUCUCAAAUACAGUAUAUCCAUCUGUUCUGUGACUCAACUGAAUCAAUCUAUUUAU